AUGUCUGUUCCAUUUACAAAUCUACCUCGUUCAGCUACUAUUCAACUGAUACCAUUCAAGGUGUCUAUUCCCCAAUCGACGCUGGAUGAAUUGAAGAGUCUUGUCAGACUGUCCAAACUUGCUCCACCGACCUACGAAGGAUCUCAAGAGGAUCGAAAAUAUGGUGUCACAAGCAAAUGGGUUCGCGAAGCCAAAGAGAAAUGGGAAAAAGACUUCGAUUGGCGUAAGCAUGAGGCGCACAUGAAUUCUUUUCCACAUUACAUGGCGUCUGUUGUUGACAAUGAUGGCAAAGAAUACCAGAUUCAUUUUAUCGGCCUCUUCUCCGACAAAGUUGAUGCUGUGCCACUCGUUCUACUUCAUGGAUGGCCAGAACGUAAAGAAAUUGUGUUCAAUUAUAAGAAACGUGAUGAUGAUCGUAGAGCAGGAGUGGGACAACAGAAAGUGACAGAAAUAUUAAUGAAAGAAACAGACAAUCAAUAUCGCUGUCCUGGAUGUAAAACAAAGUAUAAACCGCAAGGUAUUACGAACCAUGUAAAGGCCUGCAUAAAAGCGGUAGGGUGA
Molecule: messenger RNA, 561 nt
Organism: Didymodactylos carnosus
Lineage: Eukaryota; Metazoa; Rotifera; Eurotatoria; Philodinida; Philodinidae
Source: the annotation of a GenBank genome assembly